This is a messenger RNA of Mucor mucedo, 168 nucleotides long. RefSeq lists its product as uncharacterized. The record is from RefSeq and is a predicted model, not a curated record. The transcript has 2 exons. The coding region runs from base 1 to 168 and encodes 55 amino acids. Lineage: Eukaryota; Fungi; Mucoromycota; Mucoromycetes; Mucorales; Mucoraceae.
AUGAAAUCAUUCUCAGUAAUUACCGCUUUUCUCCUUGUUGCCGUCUGUCAAGUUUGGGCCUCUUCUGCAUCCAAUGGUAGAAAAUAUGCCGCUCGUGAUGAAGUCAAUGCGGCUGACGAUCAAUAUCAUGAAGCUUAUCAUCAUUGUGAUGAUUGGCACUGUUGGUAG